GCAGCACCACCGAAGGAACAACCACCACCAUCGGAAGCAUCACCACAAGCCACGUCGACGGACCAGACUCAGACGAAUUCCCCUGCUGUUGCCUCACCGGCAGCAGAGAAUACCAAUACGCACCUUGCUAGUCUUUCAACGAAUGCUGCUACCGCGGGCGCCGAUCUGAACGGAUUAAAUCUUACCAGCACCCAGCUUCAACAAAUUAAUGCGGCUCAGGUUCAGGCCAUUGCUCAAGCUGCCGCCGCUGCCAUGGCCAACGGUAGCAACUAUCAUCAGCUUUUUGCAAACUUUGAUCCCAACAACGCUGCCGUAGCCGCUGCCGCCGCCGCCGCCAAUCAGGCCACCUCUUCCUCUCAACAAGCUGUAUCAAACACCAAUACUCCUUCAUCCUCCACCACACAAAUCACAGCGGAAAUGUUGAAACGAGAAUUGAUCAACCAAAAGGUACGAGCAGAUAACCGCGAACGAAAGAAAAGAUGGAGAGAACAAAACGAGGAACGAAACAAGGACAACGAUUUGCGAUGCCGUGUGAACAAGCGUGCGCAUAAACUUUUUGGCAAGGACGACAGCGAACACAAGCGUCGUUGGAUCGAGGAGGAAUUCUUAAAGCGGCAAUUAAAGCGUAAAGAAAAAGAACGUCGCAAACAAGCAGUGAAUGGCGCCAUUGGAGCCAACACGGGCGGGGGUCACAGUGACAGUGGAUCGAGCAAUCUGGAUUUAGCCGGUGGACAACCACAUCUUGAUGCUCAGCAAUUGCAAGCAUUGCAUGAGACAAACUACUUAUCCAUGCUUUGCAACAAUUUGGGCGCUUUAUCUCCUACGGCGGCGGCCAAAUUACUAAGCAACAGCAAUGUUGGCUCGGCAGCGAAAGCGCAGGAAAAAUCGCAACAGUUGUCCCUUCAACUUCUGGAUUUCUUGCAACAACUUCAACAAUAUCAACCGCAGCAACAACAAGCGUCCACGGAGAAUCCCACUUCCACCGACUACCAACUCCCCACCCAGACUUUCAGUACCUCCUCCUCCCCCAAUUCAUCUGAAACGUCGACGCCCAUGCAGCAUGACUCCACAAGACCCGAAGACCGAUUGGCCGCGCUACUGAGCUCCAGCAUUCAUUCCGCCGCCACCGCCGCUGCGUCUGCCAACAACUCGCAGCCGGCCACAAAGCAAGAAGGUGAAUCGUCCUCCUCGGCGGUGAAAAAAGAUAGCUCACAACAAUCUGAAGGGAGCCAGUCACAACAACAGCAACAGCAGCAGCAACGACAGCAACAAGGAAGUGGUGGUGACUACCCCAUGGAUGCCGUAUUAACAUUGAUGCAACUAAAUGCUGGUUGGCGGCAAUAGUGGGUGUUUAUUCUUUUUUUUUCCUUCAUUAUCACUUUCUCUUUUUUUUUCUCUCUCCUACCCUUUUUUUUAUUUUUAUUUCUCUUCCCCUUGAAUUUAUAUCGCCUUUCGGUUGGGUUGAAUCGAUCGAAAAUCGUAAAUCAAUUAGUUACUAGUGGUUACAAUGAU
This is a messenger RNA of Radiomyces spectabilis, 1512 nucleotides long. RefSeq lists its product as uncharacterized. The record is from RefSeq and is a predicted model, not a curated record. Lineage: Eukaryota; Fungi; Mucoromycota; Mucoromycetes; Mucorales; Radiomycetaceae. The coding region runs from base 253 to 1344 and encodes 363 amino acids. The transcript is spliced from 4 exons.